AUGUCCAACACCGACUUCCUCGACCGCGCGAUCAAGCAGGUGCGCGUGGCGAUCGACGCCGACAACGCCGGGCAGUACGACAAGGCAUACCAGCUGUACUACCAGUCGCUGGAGCUGUUCAUGCUGGCGCUGAAAUGGGAGAAGAACCCCAAGUCCAAGGAGAUGAUCCGGGCCAAGACGGGCGAAUACAUGGACCGCGCCGAGAAGCUCAAGGCCCACCUCGCCGACGGCGAAGCCAAGCGGAAAAAGCCCGGGAUGGUGGGCGUCAAUGGCGCCUCGACGGCCGGCACGGGGAAGGGCAAGGAGGCGGGCGAGGACGGCGCCCCGGAGCUCGACGAGGACAGCAAGAAGCUGAGGAAUGCGCUGUCGGGGGCCAUUCUGCAGGAGAGGCCGAACAUAAGCUGGGAUGAUGUCGCUGGGUUGGAGGCGGCCAAGGACGCGCUGAAGGAGGCGGUGCUGCUGCCGAUCAAGUUCCCGCAUUUGUUUCAGGGGAAAAGGCAGCCAUGGAAGGGGAUUCUGUUGUAUGGGCCGCCGGGGACGGGUAAGAGUUACCUUGCGAAGGCGGUCGCGACGGAGGCGAAGAGCACGUUCUUCAGCGUGAGCAGUUCGGAUUUGGUGAGCAAAUGGAUGGGUGAGAGUGAAAGGCUAGUCCGACAACUCUUCGCUAUGGCACGAGAGAACAAGCCGGCAAUCAUUUUCAUCGACGAGAUCGACGCGCUGUGUGGCCCCCGUGGGGAAGGCGAAUCUGAGGCUUCUCGCCGAAUAAAAACAGAGAUGCUCGUUCAAAUGGACGGUGUGGGGAAGGACAGCAAGGGCGUUCUCAUAUUGGGCGCGACAAAUAUUCCGUGGCAGCUCGACGCCGCCAUCCGCCGUCGUUUCCAGCGCCGUGUACAUAUCAGCUUACCCGACCUGGCCGCGCGGACGACCAUGUUCAAACUUGCGGUCGGCGACACCAACACGGCUCUCAAGCCGGAGGACUUCCGCGAGCUGGCAAAGGCAGCGGAGGGGUACUCGGGGUCAGACGUGAGCAUCGUGGUGCAGGAUGCGUUGAUGCAGCCCGUGCGGAAGAUCCAGCAAGCAACCCAUUUCAAGAAGGUAAUGGUUGACGGCGUCCAAAAGCGCACUCCUUGCUCGCCAGGCGACCCGGAUGCGGAGGAGAUGACAUGGGAAAAGGUGGAGUCGGAGGAUCUGCUCGAGCCGCUGGUGGAAAAGAAGGACUUUAUCAGGGCCAUCAAGUCCAGUAGGCCAACGGUGUCUCAAGUGGACCUGGAGAAAUACGAAGAAUGGACAAAUGAGUUUGGAAGCGAGGGUGCGUGA
Chaetomium globosum CBS 148.51 is the source of this 1317-nucleotide messenger RNA. RefSeq lists its product as uncharacterized. Lineage: Eukaryota; Fungi; Ascomycota; Sordariomycetes; Sordariales; Chaetomiaceae. Gene Ontology annotation, molecular function: ATP binding; ATP hydrolysis activity. The transcript has 3 exons. The coding region runs from base 1 to 1317 and encodes 438 amino acids. The record is from RefSeq and is a predicted model, not a curated record. Gene Ontology annotation, biological process: vacuole organization; endosomal transport.